Messenger RNA from Debaryomyces tyrocola, 596 nucleotides. Lineage: Eukaryota; Fungi; Ascomycota; Pichiomycetes; Serinales; Debaryomycetaceae. The record is from the annotation of a GenBank genome assembly.
AUGUCAUCAAGUGCUCAUGAGUUGUUUAGAUAUAUUGAACCAUAUGUAACCAAUUGGUGGUUGAUCUGUAUAGGAAUAUACGUGUUGUUCAGCAUAUUGACAUGGAUCAAUGGACGUAUUUUAAUGAAAAAACUUGGUGCAAAGCCAAUACAAUUCGUUGCGCCGGAUCCAUAUUGGGGUAUUCCAUUAAUGUUCAGACUUUUGAGGAAGAAGAAGGAAGGAACCAUGGUAGACAUGACAAAGGAAAGAUUCGAAGAAUUCGGAAUCGAGACAUUUAGCUUUAGAGUAGGCGGAACGCCUGUUAUAACGACAAAAGACCCAGAGAAUAUUAAAGCAAUGUUGGCUACACAAUUCAAUGAUUUUGCUUUGGGGAAAAGACACACUUAUUUUAAACCGUUAUUAGGAGAUGGUAUUUUCACAUUAGAUGGAGCAGGAUGGAGGCACUCACGGGCAAUGUUGAGACCACAAUUUGCUCGGGAGCAAGUUGCACAUGUAAAGUCGUUAGAACCUCACUUGCAGACACUUGCCAAACACAUCAUAAAUUUUAAGGGAGAAAGAUUCGAUAUCCAGCCAUUAUUUUUUAGAUUGACUAUUGA